Molecule: messenger RNA, 2080 nt
Organism: Diprion similis
Lineage: Eukaryota; Metazoa; Arthropoda; Insecta; Hymenoptera; Diprionidae
Exons: 3
Coding region: 147-1382 (411 amino acids)
Source: RefSeq, a predicted model, not a curated record
ACCACUGCCGACUGUGGAGUACAUCGAGUAGACAUUACCCCACUGCGUUCAUCAUCAAGUAGUUGAUGUACUGAAAUAGCCGAGGUGUAGUGUAAGAAUUUAAUUCGCCAAAGGAAGUGGUUCUGAUUUGGUAGUCAAGUUUUUCAAUGGACGAAAUGCCGACAGCACUGCCAGUAAAGGAAUUACAUAAUUUGCUACAAGAAACACUCGGGCCAAAAAUGACGAUUAAAAGUGUGGUAUGGAAACCUCUCACAAACCCAGGAGAAAAUUACGGAAGUUUAAUAUACGGGAUUGAUGCGACUAUCACGAAAAAUAACAUAGCUGAGGUUUUGAAUCUAGUUGCCAAAAUACCGCCCCCGACGGAAUAUCUUAUAAAUUUGUUUAAUAGUCCAGUUUCGUUCUGGAAGGAACUUGUCUUCUAUAAAGAAAUUGUACCUGAAUUUACAAAACUACAAAUAGAAAGUGGUAUAGAACCCGAUAAACUUCUCAAGUUCCCUCUUUACUAUGGUGGCAGAUUAGGAUUGAAUGACCAAAAUUUAUUUGACGAACAGGCUGCUAUAGUGCUGGAAAAUCUUAAUCCUAAAGGGUACUCAAUGCGAGAUAGAUUAUUAGGUUUCGAUUUAGAACACACCCAACUUGCCAUUGAAGAGUUAGCAAAAUUACAUGCGGUAACCAUUGGUUUGAAAUUGAAAGAUCCUGAAUUCUUCAGAGAUUCAGUUAUGCCUGCGUUAGUACAUGUCUCAAAUGACUCAACAAUGGAGACUAUCAGAGAUAUGCUGAGACAAGUACACGAUACUUUAAAAGAACUUCCAGAAGCAAAGCCAUACAUUGAUCGUAUUAAUAAAACUUUGAGAUAUGAUUAUGAGGUUGAUUACAGACUUUUAAAACCAUCAGAGCUAUGGGGAACAAUGGUGCAUGGUGAUUAUUGGUCUAACAAUAUGCUAUUCAAAUAUGACGAAAAUUCUAAGCCAAUAAGCAUGAAAAUAAUUGACUUUCAGCUUGGUUACUACGGCUCUGGAACCAAGGAUCUAAUUUUCUUUUUAUUAUCAAGUGUACAAGACGAAUUAUUGAACAAAAAUUUAGAAGAUAUGCUUGAUUAUUACUAUAAGUCAUUUAUUAAUUCACUGAAAUCGUUAAAGGUUGACACUGAAAAAUUUACUAGAGAAGGUUUUGAUGAAGAGGUGAAGAAAUCUGCCCCACUUAAAUUCGGACAGUGUAUUGGUAUGACGAAUGUAAUACAAUCAGCAAGAGGGAUAAUAAAAAAUAUGGAAGACGUGGGCAAAGAUGUAACUUUCUCGGCUAUUGGAAAUAAUAUUAGAGUUGAGAAAAAAUUAUUACACAUUAUACAGAUUUUUGAUAAAAAUCGAUGGUUGAUUGAUUGAUCAAUUAAUAGUAUCAGGGAUUUGAAGGGUAUUAUUGACUGGAAAAGUGCAAGCUCUUCGGAAUCACACGCUCAACCAAACCACGUAGUUAAAAGGCCAAGAAUCAAAAGGACUCGAAGAAGCUUUAACAAUGAAUAGAGAUGCAAGAUCAAAUCAAAGGACAAAUGUUGAAGAGAGCUAACUUCCCCUUAGCUUGUACUAUGAGGCAAAUACGGGCUAAAUUUGACCAUUUGAUUCGAAAUAUGGAUGUACAGAGUUUACAAAUUUGGCAAAUACCAAUACCUAGAUUCAAUUUUCAACUUUGAAAUGAUACCAACAAAUUAAGAUCACCUUCGUACCUGGAGAAACGCCUUUGAAUGCUAGCAUUAUACAGGGACUUGCUUUUGCCGUACUACAGAUUUUAUAGAAAGUUGAGAAUUCAAUAGUCAAAUACCCAGCCUGUAUUACUAGUAGUGAGUAUCAAACUGUACUAUUUUUGAUCGACUAUAUAUAUUAAUCACAUUGUGACAAAUGUUACGCAUCUAUACAGGUAUGUAUCGAUGUAUCCAUUUCAAUAUGUAAUAUUCAUGGACAUAAAUAAUUCAAUAAUUGUGUAAAUUUAAUCCAGAGUUGCGGUAUUUCAUAAUUAUACCACUCUACACACAUUGAUACUCAUUUACUUUGAUAAUUACAGUUCAUAGGUAAAAUAAUUUUGGUUA